This is a messenger RNA of Anoplopoma fimbria (sablefish), 958 nucleotides long. RefSeq names its product complement C1q subcomponent subunit B-like. The coding region runs from base 109 to 822 and encodes 237 amino acids. The record is from RefSeq and is a predicted model, not a curated record. Gene Ontology annotation, molecular function: protein binding. NCBI's taxonomy places the organism in Eukaryota, Metazoa, Chordata, Actinopteri, Perciformes, Anoplopomatidae. The transcript is spliced from 5 exons.
UUUUGUUUUUUUUCGGACUGAGCUGCUGUCGUUGGUGAACAGCUCUUCAUCUGGGAUCUCCGUCUUCGUAUCGCUCCACCGCAAGACGAGUGACUGAUUUACCUUCAAAUGGCCCCCCGGUGGCUGAGCUGCAGUACUGCAGUGUUCCUGCUCUUGGUUCACAUCACACUGGUGGUCACACAGUGCUGCGGGGGAAUCCCUGGGAUACCGGGCACCCAUGGGCCCAACGGCAACAACGGUCUCAAGGGAGAGAAGGGAGACCCUGGUGAGGCAGCUCAGCCUAUCAGUGGCAAGACGGGGUACCCCGGUCUGCAGGGACCCCCAGGACGGCCUGGUCUGAAGGGGGACCUGGGUCUCCCCGGGCCUCCCGGUGUUCCAGGCCGUGCGGGGGAGAAGGGGAGACCCUUCAACCCGUCCAACCAGCAGAAAUCAUUCUUCUCCUACAAACGGCUGAUACCACAUGCACCAGAGGUCGACACCACCAUGGAAUUCGACAGGGAGAUUUUGGAGCUGGACGAACAGUUUAAAGGAGAAUCUCUGACCAACGGGACGUUCACAUGCGUCAUCGGAGGGAUCUAUUUCUUCAGUUACCACGUUUCAGCAAAGAGCCGAGUGUGUCUAAAGCUGAUGAAGGGCAGCGACAGUGACCUGACGUUGUGCGACUCAUCCGAGGGCUUCCUGGUGACGUCCGGCUCGGCGGUCCUGCAGCUGGAGAUCGGGGAUACGGUCUCGCUUCAGGCGACCCGGUACAACAACAUCGUGACGAGCCAGAGCAGCACCAGCCACACCUUCACCGGCUUCCUGAUCUCCCCGAACAUGUAGAGACCCGAUGAAUCUGUUCAAUCAUUGUUGGUAACUUCACAGACUUUUUGGGGGCAUAUUUACAGCAAUUGAAUAAAAACAUGUCUUUUCUGUAAUAGUGCACAAAUCAGCAGAAAUAAUAAAGAUUGGCUCAAUA